This is a messenger RNA of Cololabis saira (Pacific saury), 6110 nucleotides long. It is a transcript of the gene mindy2, whose product is annotated as MINDY lysine 48 deubiquitinase 2. Bases 89 to 2065 code for a protein of 658 amino acids. Gene Ontology annotation, molecular function: cysteine-type deubiquitinase activity; cysteine-type carboxypeptidase activity; K48-linked deubiquitinase activity. Gene Ontology annotation, cellular component: cytosol; cell periphery. The record is from RefSeq and is a predicted model, not a curated record. Gene Ontology annotation, biological process: protein K48-linked deubiquitination. Lineage: Eukaryota; Metazoa; Chordata; Actinopteri; Beloniformes; Belonidae. The transcript has 9 exons.
CAUCACUCGCAGAGUUGUCAUGGCGUCUUUGGGACCGAAGCUACCCUUGCAAUUUAGCUAAAAUCUGUCGACCGCUUUUAUAUCAAAAAUGGAGAAAAAUGCAAACUUGCAUCGAGACGCUGACGGGAGCUCCUUGUGCGCCACGAUUGCGGGGCAAAUGGGCGAUGCAGCGCCCGUGGGUGGAGUGAGAGGAACAGCCGACAAAUGCAGGAGCAGUGAGGCUGCGCUCACUACUUUGGGCAGCGUUAGUUGUGAUGUCAGCACCGCCAAUGUGAGCAGUGUAAGCAAUGCUGUCUGCAGCUCCGAAGUUAUCCAAGUACUCCCCGUCCCGGAGGAUGGGAGGAGAGACGGGAGCGGGUCGUGGUCCGGGGAGCGGGUCAGUAACGGGAUGGUGCACGGCUCGGUGCAGGGUGGCGCCUCAAAGUUAGUAAACACCAACCCCGCCGGCCCCUGCAAGGACAGCCCCGGGGGGAAAAAACCCGAGCUCUCCACUUGUGGGGAAAGUGAGCCAACUAAAGUUGCCAAACCCGCCCAUGUACCUGCAGAGGUGGAGGUGGAGGUGGAGGUGGAGGUGGAGGUCCAGUCCAGAGAUCACACCUUAUUAUCGGCCAGCGGGAGCGACCCCGACCCCAGCCUCAGCAUCGAGUCUCUGGAGUCCUUCUCCAACCUCAACUCCUGCCCCAGCUCCGACCCCAACAGCGAGGGCUUGGAGGACCGGGGGCCGGCCGGGGGGCUGCAGGGGGACCGGGGGCCGGCCGGGGGGCUGCAGGGGGACCGGGGGCCGGCCGGGGGGCUGGCCGCGGCCCUGGCCCUGCAGGAGCAGGGAGCCGACGGCACCAAGACCUGCAGCAGCAAGGACCGGGCCGGCCAGUCCUUGUACCACAUCAAGUGGAUCAAGUGGAGGGAGGAGAACACACCCAUCAUCACGCAGAACGAGAACGGACCAUGUCCGUUACUGGCCAUCAUGAAUGUCCUGCUGCUGGCAUGGAAGGUUAAAAUGCCACCUAUGAUGGAAAUCAUAACUGCUGAGCAACUGAUGGAGUAUCUUGGUGACUACAUUCUGGAAACCAAGCCUAAAGAGAUAUCAGAGGCUCAGAGGCUAAACUACGAGCAGAACAUGAGUGAUGCCAUGGCAGUACUGCACAAGCUGCAGACGGGUCUGGACGUAAACGUGAAGUUCACUGGGGUGCGGGUCUUUGAGUACACCCCAGAAUGCAUUGUGUUUGAUCUGCUUGACAUCCCUCUUUACCAUGGCUGGCUUGUUGACCCGCAGAUGCAGGACAUUGUCAAGGCUGUUGGCAACUGCAGCUACAACCAGCUGGUAGAGAAGAUCAUAUUCUGCAAACAAUCAGACCGCAGCGAGCUGGCAGGAGAAGGCAUCGUAGCGGAGCAGUUUCUGAGCAGCACAGCCACCCAGCUGACAUACCACGGCUUGUGUGAGCUCACGUCCACUGUUCAGGAGGGAGAGCUCUGUGUCUUUUUCAGGAAUAACCACUUCAGCACCAUGAUCAAAUUCAAGGGCCAGCUCUACCUUCUGGUUACAGACCAGGGUUUCCUGACGGAGGAGAAGGUUGUCUGGGAGAGUCUGCACAACGUUGAUGGAGACGGAAACUUCUGUGACUCAGACUUCAGGUUGCGACCUCCUUCUGAUCCAGAGACGGUGUACCACGGCCAACAGGACCAGAUAGACCAGGACUAUCUGAUGGCGCUGUCGCUGCAGCAGGAGCAGCAAAGCCAAGACUUGCAGUGGGAGCAGCUGCCUGAAGGCAUCAGCGACCUGGAGCUGGCGAAGAAGCUGCAGGAAGAGGAGGACCGGCGUGCCUCCCAGUACUACCAGGAGCAGGAGCAGGAGCAGGCUGCAGCAGCAGUGCAGGGACAGGGCCAGCAGGAGCCCGGUGAGGGAGGUGAGGUGGACAGAGGAGGCGCAAGACCAAGGGCAGCAGCAGCUGGCGCCGGGACGGCCUCAGCAGCCGGAGCUACACCCAGCCCAGGAAAACAGUCAUCAGGCGGGGAAAGAAAAGCCAAGAAAGAGUUGAAAGAUAAAGACAAGUGUGUUAUUUUGUAACAUACAGCGUGUCAGUGUGCGUGUGUUUGUGUGCGUGCGUGCGUGCGUGUGCGUGUGCGUGCGUGUUCUGUGUAUUUGCUUAUCUGUGUGAAAGGAGACGGCAUUAGUUUUUCCUCGGACGACACACAACAUGCUGCCCCUACUCGAUGGCAAACAAGGGAAGGAUUGAGUAGAGACAUGACUAACGCAGGAUUGGCUGUUCCCACACCACUGGUGCCUGCUAUCCUCUAUCCUCAGUGAAACCUGGACAUCAGAGGAAGGGACACGACAUUAACUACCCCUUAUCUUUCAUAGAGUUAGGCCAAACUUUGUUACAGGUCGCACAGUGCACUAUAUUUGUGAUGUGGGGUUGAAUUUAUCUGAGGUGAGGUCUUUUAUAGGAAAAAUAGGGGUCACCUGAAGAAACAAAGUGUCAUCCAUUCACCAUUUAAAAGAGUUUUAUUAAUUUUUCACUUUUGCAGCUCAUAAGCUCUUGUGUUUUUGUUUAUAUUUAUUAAAAAAUAAUUAGAAAGAUCGACAUUUUGUGUUUAGCUGCUGAUGCCAAGAUUUUGUUUUGUUUAUUAGUGUAACAGGUAGCUUUUGGGAGGUUGUUUUUUUUUUUUUUGUAAGCUGAAAAGGGAUGUUUUUUUUGUCCUUGCCUGUGGGCAGUCAGUGUAACACCUCAUAAGUCACAUCUGAAACACCAUAAGGGUUAAAAGAUGCCAGAUAGCUGCCAGACACUGUAGCUCCGUGACAACGCUCACCGCAGCGCUCCCCGUUCAGAUUUGCCUUAGCAGAGUAACGCAGUUUUGUAUUCUGCUCCGUCUGACAGUGAACGCGAGCUCGUUUUCAUGUGUAUAACGUUCUUUACAUAAUACAGCGGUGUGUGGCGUCUCAUUUACUGAGCAUUACAGAUUUAACACGUUUCAGUUUGAAAAUGGCCAAAUAUUUUGUGCUUCUUUUUUUUUUUAAUGCCACAAAUUUUGGACAAGUAAUGUCUUUAUGUUGUGAUUCUUCACAAAAUCUCAAUUCGGGAAUUUUUUUUUGAUUUAUUAUUUUGUUUGAAUUUGUUUCGUAGACAUAAGAGUUUGUGGAUUAGAUUUGUGUUUGAUGGCACCCACUUUAAAGUUAACUGCAGUUAAGAAGGCACUUCUCACUCUCGUAGCCUCAUUUGGCAGCUUCCUCAAGAGAUGCUGUGUGUGUGCAAGAUAUUUUGAUCGUAGUUGUUCAGAAAGGUGAUGUGGUUAAACCUUAAAGCCAGGGCAUUCUGGGAUCCUGGAGAGUGUGGGGGUCGUGACCCUAAAACGAUGAACCGCUGCUGCUCCACAGCCAGGUUUCUGACAGAGUUCAAUAAGGUCAUUUAGCAUUUGUGGAUUUGAAAACACAAACCUGCAUCUAAUUUCAAACAUGUUACGUCAUGAUUGAGAUAUGAGCAUGAGUUUUAGCACAAGUUACAAGGCUGAGAACCAACUUGUAUCAUGCUUCCUCCACCUGGCCAGUGUCUGUUUUUUGUUGUGUUUUUUUAACUCUUUUUUUUUUUUGUGGAACUUUGCAUAGGAUCUCCUUUGAACUUCAUAGAGGAUUGAAUUGAUCUAAAAAAAAUGAUGAUAUUUCUGGGAAAUAAGACCUGAAAGUCAGAUUUUUCACAUGUUGAACAUGGUGAACUGGUCUGGGAGGUAAAGGAUGUGCAUUCUGAGCUCUGAAAUUCAUAGUAAUAGAUAAUCAUUCAGGCAUCAACUUGAAAGAUUGUGUUGGUUUUUGUUUUAUUUCAGUGCAGCAUUGAGCAUGCAAACACAUGAUGUAUAUAUUUAGCUACUGCAUUCUUAAAGUUGAUCUAGUUAGUGGUUUGUGCCAUUAUUACCAUGGGACUGCCUCCUGAGACACUUUUAUAUACAUUCCAGUUGGAUGCCUUGACUCAAGCCGUCUGUUGCAGGCUGUAGAGACAGUCGUCACAGAAGGUUUUUGCAGUGCUUGUAAAAUGGUCUCCUCUUUUUAUUUUUAUUUAUGUUUUUUGGUUGUUUUUUUUUUUGGUUUUUGUUCAGUGAGAACAAAUUCACUGUCGGGACAGGAUGAUUACAUGGAAGCUACCUACUGUGUGGGAAACCUUUCUUACGGGCUUUGUGUGAUGGCAGCAGGGUGAGCUCAGCAUUUGUUUGAGCCAAAGAAGGCUGUGUUUUGUGUAUAUAUCUGUAAAGCCUUACAACAUUUCAACAUUUUUAUACAACACAAGGAAACAGGCGUAAUAACAUAUUGAGACAAUCCAUACAGUUUUCCACAUAAGAACUACUCUCAGGCCUUUUUCAGAUGGACAUAUUCUUCUGUGUCUCUUCAGAUAAUCUGCUUUUUAAAGGCACACCUCCUCGGCCUGCAGUCACUUCCUCAGUCACGGCUUUUAAGUAGAUGUAUAUGUACACACACACAUACACACACACACACAAGUUUGAAAUUUACAGUAACACUAGGUUAUUUAAGACCCUCAUGUUUUGUGCUACACACUAACAAAGAUAAAAUGGGUGCCCCCAAUGAAAAAUAAAGAUCUCUUUGGACAGCAAGAAGAAAUGUUCUCAGUCAUAUGCACUUUUCAGUUUCAUAGCAGCUUGUUAUCUAAAUAUACAACUUUAAAUUAUAAUAUUAAAUCCAGGGGUAAAAGCAAGAAGCUCAGAGAAGGUGAUUGAUCAACACUGUUUUUUUUUUUUUUUUUUUUAAACCUCAUCUAUGUUUCAACCCAUUAAAUGUUGAUCAAUCAUUCCAGUACAAGUUUAACAAUGAAAAUUCAUCCAUGGAAGUUUUCUGUUGGUUUGUAUCUGUAUAAGUGAAAAGAGUUUUUGAGUGAGAUGACCCUUGUUGUUAUCAUUUUUAUUAUAAUUAUUAUUAUUUCAAAAGUAUCCCAGUCAAUAUGACCAGAAUCUCAUAUUUUUGUUGUAAUGGUCACUUCACCCCAGGCUCCUAUGAUGAAAUGUUCAGAAGGACGUUGUGUGUUUGGUGUCUCAAAGUGGUUUCUUGUAUGCCUUGUAAAAGUGACGGUGGAGUAAAUGCUGUAUAAUUAGUAUUUUGACAAGGUGACCGUUAAACAUAUAGUUGUUGUAAUUGGUUUUGCACUGUUACAUUGAUAUGCACUAACAGAAAAGAAACAUACCUCAUUUUCUACAAAACAUAAAUUGUGCAAGAGCGCUUUUCCUUUUUUUUUUGGGAUGGGGGGCUACCUUUUUUCUUUUCUUUUAAAUGACUAUUAUGGUCAAAAUCAUUUUCAUGUUGGUUUCUGCUGCUCAGAAGUCAGCUAAGAAUAGUUUGAAAAAGUGUAAAAGGGCUUUUCAAAUGCUUUGACUCCAAAUGAAAGGCUUAAUUUGUUGAAGGGUACCAAAUCAAUAGAGCUUGCUGCAAUUUAUUAUACUACUCAGGUUAGUAGUACACCUAUAGCUGUCUAAAGGCCCCCAGUACAGAGGGGUGUGUUGCAGUACUCAGCUCGUAGAUAGAAGAAUUUAAAGACAUUUUUUUGUAAAGAGGCAAACAUGUUUAGUCAAAUCUGAUGCCCGAUCCCAUCAGAAAAAAACGUAGGUGCCCUUCUAAUUUAUGUUGUCAUUUUUCAUCACUAAAACUGCAUAAUAUUCCCAAAUGGGAGUGAGAAUUUCAUAAAAAGGGUAAGGUUUAUUUAACAGAGGGAACCAUUCACUCUUGUUGUAGGAGACAUCCAGAGCUGAACCAUCCAAAGGGCAAUCUUUUCUUUAAUGCAAUAUCAAACCCCCAGAUUUGUCUUUUGAAGCAUGUGUAAACUAUGGAAAGGAACGUUCGGCACAAUAAAAAUUUUACUAUCUACUACCCCAGGAAUAUAAUUUUACAUUGUACGACGUGUUUAUAUUUCAGACAAGCAGGAGGAACAUGUUUGUGAAUAUGGUAGGUUACUUAUUUGUGUUGACAUCAUUGUUUAUCUAUUUACUUAAAUGACCAAAUAAUGUAUGUAGCCUUUCACAUUGUAGUCACAUAUUGUAUAAAGUGAUUAUAUAAUAUAAAUAUAUAUAAAGCAAAAUGCCUUAUAAACAAGGGAUAUUCAACCUGAUUAGAAAUGACC